Molecule: messenger RNA, 456 nt
Organism: Microthlaspi erraticum
Lineage: Eukaryota; Viridiplantae; Streptophyta; Magnoliopsida; Brassicales; Brassicaceae
Source: the annotation of a GenBank genome assembly
AUGGACUCGAAAGAAAGCGACGAUGGAGAAAGCCUGAAGAAAACGAAGGAGAUGAUCUCAAACCUUCAAGAGAGAAUCGAGAAAGUCACUUCCGAGCUAAAAGCGUCAGGACCAUCCGCUUCAGCUUCAGCUGAUCUUCUAAACCUCUCCAAAGAAAUACAACAGCUUCUCAUGGUCACUAGAACCAACAACACCCAAGAUCCCUCUUUGCGCAUUCACGAUGAGCUUGACAAGGUGUUUGAUGCGGAGAAAGUAGGACACUCGUGCAACUUAUGCCAAGGAGAUCUAGCCUCGGAUCCAGAGCGGCCUGGAGCUUCGUUGCGCAGCUUACAAGAGGCGUGCGUGCUGUCUUGUGGUCAUGUCUAUCACUUCAAGUGUUUGAGAGGCACCACUCUUGAUCUUGAUAACCAUUCUUCUAACCCAUCAUGCAUCUUCUGCGUCAGCUCCUCAGACUGA